CAGCAUUCCAAGUCGAGCUGUUGUGAAGUGAACACCGCUUAGGCGAAAAUCUCUAGGCGAGUACUGGACAACCAGCAGCGCUUAGUCAGUUCGUUUGAGAUCUCAUUUAGAAAAAAAUAUUAAUCAUGAAGUCUAUGAUUAUCCUGGCCGCUUCCCUGUGCCUCGCGCACGCAUCCUACUACGCGGGCCCGCCCGCCCACGUCCAGCUCAGCCCCGACGGCAAGUUCCUGCUGGACACGCCGGAGGUGGCCCACGCCAAGGCGGCCCACCUCGCGGCGCUGGCCCAGGCCUCCACGGGCCACGGGGCGUGGGCCCCCGGCCCUCACGCGUACGCCGCUGGUGAACACUACGGCGCGCCUGGUGCUGGUCUCCACAAAUACGGCCCCGCUCCUCUGGCUCACGACGGGCGCGUGAUCGACACCCCCGAGGUGGCCCACCUGAAGGCCGCCCACCUCGCCGCCCUGCAGCACGCCGCCCACGGCGCGCACGCCCUGGCCCCCGCCCACUACGCCGCGCCCGCCGCGCCCGCGCACUACGGAGCCCCCGCGCACUACGCCGCCGGCUACGGCAAGUGGACCGGCCCCCCGGCGCACAUCCAGCUCACGCAUGACGGCCAGUACGUCGUGGACACCCCUGAGGUCCAGCACGCCAGAGCUGCUCACCUCGCCCAGUACGCGCACGCCGCCCACGCCGCCGCCGCCGCCCCCGAGGAGCCCUGGGGCCACCACGGACAGUGGCACUAAACUUCUACCUCUAGACCUCACGCUCUACACCUACUAGACUGCUCAUGAACUAUGUUUUUUAUAUAAAAUCGAAGAGAAAACAACGAAAAAAAUAAUGUAAUGUUUACGUGUAUAAAGUUGUCGAAUGUAUGUAUAGCAAGCCUCUUGAAGAGUGAACUUUAAAACGAAAGAAUAAAAAAAGUUUAUAAAGUUA
Messenger RNA from Plutella xylostella (diamondback moth), 936 nucleotides. RefSeq lists its product as hypothetical. The record is from RefSeq and is a predicted model, not a curated record. NCBI's taxonomy places the organism in Eukaryota, Metazoa, Arthropoda, Insecta, Lepidoptera, Plutellidae.